Labeo rohita (rohu) is the source of this 2863-nucleotide messenger RNA. RefSeq names its product brain enriched myelin associated protein 1 (gene bcas1). The record is from RefSeq and is a predicted model, not a curated record. Bases 266 to 1747 code for a protein of 493 amino acids. NCBI's taxonomy places the organism in Eukaryota, Metazoa, Chordata, Actinopteri, Cypriniformes, Cyprinidae. The transcript has 14 exons. Gene Ontology annotation, biological process: myelination.
AGUGUGAAACAAUAGGACAAGAACAUGAGUUCAUCAGUGCUAAUAGGCUCACAGACCAGGUCUCAUCCACACUUUUGUCUCAGAAGUACCUUAAGAUAAUGCAUUUUGAGCCCCACCCUCUUAUAGGACAGGUAUAUGUGUACACACGCGGGCUGACAGACAGCAGACUGCUGAAGAUUACUUUAAUCGAGCUUUGGAAACUGUACACAGACUUUAAAUACCAGUUUGGGGCACAACAGUGAAAAGUUGCUGACUUGAAGCGAAAAUGGGAAACGAGCAUUCAACUCAGAAAAAACGGCAGAAGGUAAACACAGAGAAAAAAGUCCAAAAUGGAGAACUGAAUGGACAUGCAGUACCAGCUCCAGAAACUGAACCUGAGAUUAUCAAAAAAGCACCAGUGGAGCAAAAGAGUGAAACCCCGCCAGCGCCUGUCACAGAUCAACCAAAACCACCAGAAAAAGAGGAGGUAGACUGCAGUAAAGCCAAUGGACCUGCACAUGUGGAAACGACACCUGAGCCAAAAACGACAGUCGCAACAGAUCCAGAACCACCUAAAAAAGCCCCAAAGCCUAGUGGAGAUGAGGUGUCCGGCUUCCUUAAAAUGUUUAAAAAGAAGAGCGAACCCGUGAAACCUGCAGCAGAAAGCGACGAUGCAGUUGACGCACUGGCCAAAACGUUGGAUCUGAAAAAUGACGUGCAGCCUGAUCCAGUGGACAUAAAGACCAGCGCAGAGCCUGAGCCAGAGCCCGAGCCGGAGGCUGAAGCUCUCGAACCCAGUCCUGUGGAAGCCGCAGACGAAAAUAACCCGUCAGAGGAGGUCAAACCAGUAGAAAAGACAGUUAUGAACUUUUUCAAAACAUUUGUCACUCCGACCAAAACAAGCAAAGAAGCCAAAGCCACUCCAGAUGCUUCAAAAGAACAGUCACAGAAAGAAACCCCACCAGCACCAUCAACAAAUGUACAGGAAGCACCCAAGGCACCUCCUCCUCCUCCCCCAGCACCACCUAAGAUGGAAAGCAAAGCAGAGCCGGCGGUAAAGAAAGAGGAAACGUCUGCAGCAAAAGCAGCGACAGCAGCUGCAACAAAAGCAGAGGGAUCUGCCAAGAGCAAAACUAAAGACAGUGCAUUAAGCAAACUCUUCCGUCCAAAGGUGUUGCUAGGCAAGGUGGUGUCAAAAGUUCAAGCGGCGACAAGCAGUGGAGCCAGAGCUAAGACGUCAGGAGUGCCUGUUGUGGUGGAAGAGAAAAAGCCGGUUGAGGUGCAGGUGGACGCGUCUAAAAGCAGUACUCUGGAGGCCGCCGCCAAACCCGAAGAACCUCCAGCGCCAAAACCCGAGGAGAAGAAACUAGAGAAGAAAUCCACUUUUGGGAACCUGUUUAAACCCAAGGUACUGCUCGGCCAGGUGAGCAGCAGGAUCCAGGCAGCGGCGUCCAGCGCUGCCACCAGCAUCUCCCUCAUGUCUGCUGCAGCGGCACCAGAGCCCAAGAAGGAGACUCCAGCUGCACCUCCGGUGGCAGAAGCCGCUCCACCCGCGAAGGCCAAAGAGGAGCCGAAACCCGUCGCUCCCGCACCGCAAGCGGCCCCAGACAACAAAUCAGUCGACAGCACAGAUAACUCCUCGCCCAACAUGCCCCGCAAGCUGGAGAAGAGGAACUCCCUCCAGCUGUUCUUCAAAAACCUGGGCCAAAAACGCCAUUCUGAUGCCGGAGUGCAAACGGACCCUGUGGCACCCGAGAAGGCCAAAUAAAACCCUGCCUUUGUUUUGAUCGCUCAUCUUUGCCAAAACCAUUGGCAGCCAUGCACAUAAGAACAUAUUUACAAAAGUUGGGAGGUUUUAUGCUGAAUUGCAAGGCCCAAAUUUAAAGUAAAUAUCAAGUAAUAAUCUAAAUCCCCAUGCAUUUAGUGAAAGCAGAAGCAAGUGUAAUGAUAUUCCUUGUUAAGCAAGUGCUAUAUGUGUUUAUGACCGGAGGGAGGAACUUGUGUUGUUUUCUCGUAAAGAAACGUGUCGAGUUGCAUGGUGUGGCAUGAGAUUGAAAAGUGAAAGUGAAAAUGUAAUCCUGCAUUUAAGAUCAACUCCCUUUUCUGUGCAUGUUAAAAUGUAAAGUAUGUUAACUAUACUAACACUACACUCAUAUUGCAUUGCAAUUUACAUGCAUUGCACAUUGCAUUUAAGAUCCCGUUUCACCGGGCCGAAGCAAACAUCACGCGUGUUUGCACGUGAAAGUAAUUUCUUUAUAUAAUCAUACACUCUGUGAUUGUGAAAACAAUGACCUGUCAUUUGCUUAUUUCAAUCACUGAAACCUACAAACCUACACAUUUGAUAUUUCACUUAAAGUGCAAAACUUCUGAAUCACUUUAAUCGAUCUAUAGAAAUCGAAUUAUUUAUUUCACACAAUGUCAAUCGAAUUGAACCCCAACGUACUUGGUUAUUUAAGUUCAACCCAGUUUUCAUUUCCACUUAGAAGGUUGUUUAUUAAUGUUGACUUACUAACUAAAACGCAUUAUAAUUAUUGUCUUUUUAUUUGCUUGGCUGUCCAGUUCUGACCAGGGGAGACUAAACGUAAUUUAGCUAGAUAAUGUUUUAUUUUCUUUCUUAUUUUUCUGAAUGCAUCACUUUGUUAUUAGUAUGAAAUACAUAUGUGGUAUACAAUUAUGCAUAUACAAUGUACAUUCAACUCUCUGCUGCAGUUGCAUAUGUUUCAUGAUUUUUUUUUUCCUAAUUUUCUCUACAUUUGUAAAGAGUAGAUGGGCCUAAUUCAAAAUUCAGACUAUAUCCAUGAAUCUUCGACUUUCUCUAUCUCCUUUGUUGCACUUUUGUCUAUUUAACCAAUUUAUAAAAAUAAAAGAAUCAUUUCUCUCUUGA